This is a messenger RNA of Liolophura sinensis, 2282 nucleotides long. Its product is annotated as disintegrin and metalloproteinase domain-containing protein 10-like. Gene Ontology annotation, biological process: membrane protein ectodomain proteolysis; Notch signaling pathway. Bases 1 to 1953 code for a protein of 650 amino acids. Gene Ontology annotation, molecular function: metalloendopeptidase activity. The transcript has 12 exons. Lineage: Eukaryota; Metazoa; Mollusca; Polyplacophora; Chitonida; Chitonidae. Gene Ontology annotation, cellular component: plasma membrane. The record is from RefSeq and is a predicted model, not a curated record.
AUGACAGGGCAUAAGAGGAAUUCUAGGCUGAUGUGUAAAUGGAUAUUUGAGUGUUUUUGGCUGGUGACAUUUACAUUUGCAUCCCGAUGUAUUUUUGCCGCUGGUGACCCUCUGAACAGCAUUAUAAGGCAUUACGAACCUUUGAACUUUGAUCUGAACUCAGUGCUGUCCAAUCAUCAUCGGGCAAAGAGGUCAAACAAAGACGGAACUUUGCGUCUAGAUUUCAUUGCGCAUGGCAGGGAUUUCAAAUUACGUCUGAAGCGUGACACGCUUGUAUUCAGCCCGGAAUUGGAUGUCGUAACGUCACGUGGCUCUGAGGGUUAUGACGUCAGCAGGGCUUACGUAGGUCACGUGAAAGGUUCUGUAAAUCACAACAUAUACUUUCGUAAGAAACGAGCAGUGUCUAUGAAUGACAAGACGAUCUGCGAGUUAUAUCUACAAGCAGACCAUUUGUUUUAUCAACAUUUUUCCAGCAAUACGGAAACAGUUAUUGAGCAACUUACGCAGCACGUGCAAGCCGUCAAUGCCAUCUACAAAAAUAUCGAUUUUGAUCAAGACGGGAAACCCGAUGAGAUCGGUUUUAUCAUAAAGAAAAUCAAGAUCCACACUGACCCGGAUGUAGAGGGAUACCGGUACAAGGGAAAUUACGGAGUUGAAAAAUUCCUGGAGUUAGUGUCAGAGGAGAAUUAUGACUUCGUCUGUCUGUCUUAUAUGUUCACGCACAGGGACUUUGAAGGCGGAACCCUGGGUCUAGCAUGGACAGCGGACCUCCAUAAUGCUGGGGGCAUAUGUGAUAAAUAUAAUGCAUAUCAGGGCACAAUGAAGAGUCUGAACACAGGAAUCGUCACGGUGCUGAACUUCGGACAGUUUGUUCCGCCUACCGUGUCUCACGUGACCUUAGCACACGAGCUGGGGCAUAAUAUGGGGUCACCGCAUGACCCUUCCACACAGGCUUGUACCCCUGGUGGUGACAUCGGAAACUACAUCAUGUAUGCCAGAGCGACAUCUGGCGACAGACCGAAUAACGAGAGGUUCAGCAGCUGUAGCAUAGAGAGCAUGGGGCCUGUGAUCGAUGCGAGAGGACGAAACAGUAAUGGGUGCUUCACUGCUUACACUGACUCCAUGUGUGGUAACAAAGUGGUUGAGGAAGGGGAGGAAUGUGACUGUGGUUGGGAUGACGAGUGCACAGAACAGUGCUGUAAUCCUCAAUCCUCAGACAGCUCCGGGCCAAAAGGAUGCACUCUCAAACCAAGCGCCGCCUGCAGCCCCAGCGUGGGAUUAUGUUGUACUGAACAGUGCUCCAUUGUCCCCGCCAGUGAGCAGAAACUCUGUCGCGCAGCCUCGUCAUGUCAGGAGUCGGCUUACUGCGAAUAUCCUUUUCUUUAUUUGAGUAAAGAAACACAUUUCCCAGAGUGCACUGGCUCGCUCUGUGUGGUGUACGGUCUGGAAUCCUGCCAAUGCGCACCGGAAGUUGCCGGGGAUUGGAGAGAUCCCCGACUGUGUCACCUCUGCUGCAAGACCCAUGACCCGGACUCCGUCUGCCGAUCCAGUUAUGAAUUCAACGAUGCUCACAACGCCCUUCCCAAUACGUCUGCCCAGCCCGGAAGUCCGUGUAACAACUACCAAGGUUUCUGUGAUGUUUUCCAUAAAUGUCGAGAGGUUGAUCCAUCUGGCCCUCUACAGAACAUCCGAAAGUUGCUGUUUUCAGGGGAGACAAUCGAGACGCUGAAGCAAUGGUUACAGGCGUACUGGUAUGCCGCUGUGGCUGUUGUGGUGGGAUUUAUCAUCUUAAUGGCCUUAUUCAUCCGAAUCUGUAGCAAAACCACUCUGCCACAGAAGGUGAUGAAGACAGUGAAGAGGAAAGUGCAUCCAACGCGGACAAGGCGGAAGCCGGAGAAGCGUCGCCAUGAUACGCCUAGGUCUGGCGUCAGCACUGUCGAAUUGGCUGUGUAGGGACGGAGUUCAAAACUGGCUAGAAUGAGAAACCAUUUCCCACCUAAAGUAACUUGAGCCUGGAGCGAUGCAGUCAGCUGUUCAUUCCUGCCUUUUUCCAUGACGUUUUACGCGAGAGGACAGCCAGUCCAGCUUGGACCCGAGUCGCCAUUGCGCCAUAAAGAAAACGUGCCCCAUUCACAUGAAACCUUUCUAUCCGUCCUUUUUGAUACACGUGUGGCUGUUGCCUCUGGAUUCUGAUGCUUGCCCUGUGGGUUGGUUUAACAAAGCUCACAUUUAACAUUCAGUUGAUGUAAUUCCCAUACCAACCAGCACUUGCACUUUGACAA